Plasmodium adleri (nom. inval.) is the source of this 915-nucleotide messenger RNA. Its product is annotated as biotin--acetyl-CoA-carboxylase, putative. Gene Ontology annotation, molecular function: biotin--[biotin carboxyl-carrier protein] ligase activity. The transcript has a single exon. Gene Ontology annotation, biological process: protein modification process. The record is from RefSeq and is a predicted model, not a curated record. The coding region runs from base 1 to 915 and encodes 304 amino acids. Gene Ontology annotation, cellular component: cytoplasm. Lineage: Eukaryota; Apicomplexa; Aconoidasida; Haemosporida; Plasmodiidae.
AUGGAAGGGGAAGGGAAGGAGAAACUUUUUGAAAGGUUUUAUGCAGAUAUUAAUAGUGUGCAUCUACAUUUUGAUUGUCUUGAUUCUACACAACAAUAUUGUAAAAGAAAUAUGAAAGAAUUUAUAGAAAAAAAUAAAUUGAGAGAUGAUAAUAUGAUAAUUGUUAGUUGUAAUAAACAAUAUAAUGGUAUAGGAACACGUGAUACUAAGAAGAAUGAAGACAGAAUAUGGUUAUCUGAAGAAGGUAACGUAUUUGUAACAUUUUUAUUUUUAUGGAAUGACAAAUUAAUAGAUAAAGUGAAAUUAUUAGCACAGACAUGUACUGUAGCUAUAAGUAAAACAUUAGAAAGUUUUUAUUUAAUAACACAAAUAAAAUGGAUAAAUGAUGUAUAUGUUAAUUAUAAAAAAAUAUCAGGAUGUUUAAUUCAUAUGUAUCAUCAUAUGGAUACUCAAAAAUAUCACAACAACAAAAAUGAAAAAAUUAACAACAACAACAACAAUAAUAAUAAUAAUAAUAAUAAAAUAUGUUUAUUAGUAGGUAUAGGAAUUAAUGUUAAUUUACAAGAUCAAAAUAAUAUCUUAAAUAAUAAAUAUACAUCUAUAAAAAAAGAAUAUUUACAAGAUUUUGAUACACCAGAUUUAAUACCAACAGCUGAACAAAUAACAUUAAAACUCAUAUUUAAUAUUCAUCAUGCUAUAAAUACAUUACGAACAGAUGGAUUCACACAAUUCUUAAAUUAUAUAACAAGUAGAUUGUUAUAUAAAGACAAAAAAGUUAUUAUUGAUCAAGAUAAUCAAUAUAUUGUUGGCUAUUUGAAAGGAUUGCUACAUGAUGGAUCUCUCCUUCUGUUGACAGAAGAUAAUAAAAUGAUAAACGUGUAUACAGGACGUUUACAUAAAAAGGAGGAUGAAUAG